This is a messenger RNA of Phalacrocorax carbo (great cormorant), 2308 nucleotides long. The record is from RefSeq and is a predicted model, not a curated record. Lineage: Eukaryota; Metazoa; Chordata; Aves; Suliformes; Phalacrocoracidae.
CAAAGCUGCUGUGCUGGUGGAUUAUGACUGCAGGGGAGCUGCAUUGCAUCUGCAAAUCUCCUUUGUACGUCUAGGGCACCUCUGAGCAGAUGCUGCACUGCAGUGCACCCCACAGAGGAGGGCUCACCCAGACAUCCUGAGCGAGGGGGGGUCCAGCUCCCACCCCCUGUCCUCGCACUGUGACCUGUGGCACUUUACAGUCCCUCUUCUGCUGCUGCAUGGGCUGCUCUGACUCCGGCUCCACUUGAAGUUCAGGCAAGUAAGGCUCCAUGCGGCACAUCCACGCGGAGAUGUCCCUGCCCCCAGAGCGCGGCAUGGACCCCAGCCUGUCCCGGCCCAUUGGAGAGGCGCCCUUGGAGCCUUCCUCACAGCGCUGCACCCACCAUGGCAUCUUCAUGGGCUACAACGAGACAGAGAUCAAGCGCCAGAAGGUUUACCAGGUCUCUAUUUUCUCCCAUCUCUCCAGCUCCUCUGAGAGCACAGAGCAGCGGGCAGGCAGCCAGCCAGCUGUCAAGAGGGGUUACCCCGAGCAGCAAACUCUGGAGGGGGGGCGAGAUCCCAAACAAACUCACUGGGGUGGUGGUGGGGUGGACAGCAAGUAUGACAGGGGCCCUGGGCAGGCUACCCUGAAUGAUGAUGAUACCUUUGAGGACAGUCUGCUGGUGGAAGAGCUAUCCCUGUGUGGCUCUGCCCAGCACUUCUCCCACAGCGGGCUGCAGGUGGUGGAGCACCGGUGUGAGGGCAGCCCUUGCCACAGCCCCAAGGCCAGCAGAGAGGACAAGUCACGGGGUGUCUCCUCCUCCUCCUGGCACAUUGCUUGCAGUACUUUGCACACGAGAGAUGGUUGCCCUGUCCUGCCGGGGGAUCAGCCCCCAGACUAUGGUGAUAACAGGGAGCGGGCGAGUGGCUACAACCUACUUUACCUUGAUUUGCACAAUAUUGCACAAACUCCCCAGUUGGACUCUAGUGGGAAGAGAGAGAAGCCAGGGAGCAGCAUGGCUCACAGCAGCAGGACUAGUGGAGAAGAGGAGCGGCCAGUGGUGGCCAACAGGUGCAAGGAGCCCCCAGCUCUGCAGACAGCGCUCAGCCCCGAGCCCAACAACACGAGCUCCCUGGAGAAGACACCCUGUGGGAGCAGCUGGCUUGGUGGCAGCAGCUGCCCAGCCAAAAGGAAGCUGCUGCCCGCUGGUGAGGUUGUGGCUGACUCCUGCUCCGAGAACGAGAGCCUGUUCCCACCAAUGAGGAAGAAGAGGGCCCUGCCAUGCCAUAUGGUGCCCACAGCCUGCCGCAGCACCGAUGCCAAGGGGGCACCUUUCUGGAACCACCUGCUUCCCAUGGCCAAGAGCCCUGCAGAUUGCACUGCAGUCAGGAGGAGGCUGAAGAGCAGGCUGCGCCUCAAAUCGCGACAUCUCUGGAGCAGCCUCCGGAGGGGUACCAGGUCCUCCACAGCGCCUUGGGCCACCACCACCAUCAGCCAUGCUCUGCUGGGCAACUUUGAGGAGUCCGUCCUGAAAGGGCGCUUUGCACCGUCGGGGAGGAUCCAGGGGUUCACGGCAGAGAUCGGUGCCAGUGGCUCCUACUGCCCCCAGCACGCCACCCUGCCCGUUGAUGUCACCUACUUCGACAUCUCCAAACAUAGUGCACCCUCGCCUUUCCUGGGAGUGAUUGACUUGGAGGCCUUGGGAAAGAAAGGCUACAGUGUCCCCAAAGCUGGAACCAUCCAAGUGACCUUAUUUAACCCCAACAAGACUGUGGUGAAGAUGUUCUUGGUGACGUACGACUUCCAGGACAUGCCGGCCAACCACAUGACCUUCCUACGCCACCGCAUCUUCCUGGUGCCCGGGGGGGAGGAGGAAAGGGUCACUGUGGCCCCCAGCAACCCACCAGGCACCAGCCCACCCUGCAGGGUCCUCUGCUACCUGAUGCACCUAAGGUUUCACAGCUCCAAGUCAGGGAAGAUCUACCUUCAUGAUGACAUCCGGCUGCUUUUCUCCCGCAAGUCGAUUGAGGUCGACUCGGGGAUCCCCUGUGAACUGAAAUCCUUUACGGAGAUGCCGAGGAACCCCUGCUACUCGCCCCGAACCUGACCUUCUCCAUCCCCCAGGGCCACCGGGGAGCCUCUAGCCCAGCACCUUGGGGAGAGAUGAGUAAAGGGCCAGCGAGCAAGCACCACCUUGAUGUAUUGCCCUCCCUGUGUGCCCCCGUCCCCCUGAGCAGCACAGAUGCCGUGCCUGUGCCCUGCGGCAGGGCUGAGAACACUGAGGGGGCUUCACCAGGAGGGGCAGGGGCUGGGGAGCAGCCCCAGUGU